GAGACCAGCACAGCCCCGGUCAGACCAACGCCAGCACUGCACGUGAUCAAUAGCAAUAACCUACUCUGUACUGAGACCACAGCUAUAUAUAUUCGCCCUCGACUUGUAUGUUUUAAUCCUGAAGAAACAUUUGCUCAGACCAGCAAUAUUUCCCAAGGUCUGCAGCCACACAUAUUCUUUGAGGAGGCUGCACGCGCCCUUGACGACUGAGGAAAACGAGCAUUAGUAAACUAAUUAGAGAGCAACAUGUGACAGUCAGAAAAGGACUGAUCGCAAAGAUGUUUCUGAUGACAUUGAGAAGAGGGUGUCCAUAGUAACCGCUACCUGCUGCAAAAGGGGCAAACAAACGAUCGCCUUUGCUCCGGUGCCAAGCUCAAAAGAUGACUGGAAUGCAAACCGUUUGUUCUGCAUGAGGACCUGGAAAACUGCACGACAUUCGAUUUUAUUGGAGCCUGGCUAAUAUGUAUCGACGAAUGUACCCACUCACGGCCUGUGUAAGAAGAAUCGCGAAGGGUUUAGCGAGCUACGUGGUAGCAGGAGGUUAUGUCAGCGCUUGAAACGGCGCAUGGGGGUUUAGGAACGAUUUAACUUCAGAACACCUACCUCGUGUGCUCUUUUCCUAUGCAUAGCCUAAUAAGAAAUGCUCAAUUAAACCAGCUACAAUACAGACAGUCUUGCAAAUAUCGGAUAUCGUAAAUAGCCUAUUGACUUUGAAAUGUAAUUUAACAGCCUACCGACGUUGGAUAAUUGUAUGCCUACAAUGCAUGUCCAUCUCUGCUGGGCACAAACCUUGAAUGUAAUGUAGGCCUAGUAGACAAACAUUUACCAAAAUGCUACCAGGUUCUAUUCAAAUAACGGGAGAGGCACUGUCGGGAGCUGAGAUCAAGGAUAUUUGUGAAAGCCUGAAAGAGAACAGUGUGAGGCUUUUGUCUAUCAGGGGAUGUCAGCUUUCAGACCGAGACUUCGGACGGGUGUGUCGCGGAGUGACGGAGUCCCACUCACUGGCGCAACUCAACCUGAACCUCGGUGUGGUCUCCACCAUCAACCGAACCAAGCAUCUUGCCGAUGCACUCAAGACCAACAGAUCGAUCCAGACCCUUUUUCUCCACGGAAGCCCCCUCCUGGAUGCAGGAUUGGUCACACUUAACACUGCUCUUUCCACUCACCCUUUACUGGUCUCUCUGGACCUGGGGGACUGUAUGCUGGGGGACGAGGCACUGCGGCUAAUCUGUGGCAUGCUGCCUCCGGACGGGGCCAAAUCAGGUCUUAGGGAGCUGACUCUGAGUGCAAACCCCAGCAUCACCACAAAGGGCUGGGCCCGCUUGGCCAUCGCUGUGGCCCACAGCUCCCAGCUCCGAGUCCUCAACCUGGACUACAACCCCCUGGGGGACCAGAUUGCUGGUAUGCUAGCCGUGGCUGUGGCGUCCAGCAGAACUCUGGAGGUGUUAGAUCUGGAGGGAACAGGCCUCUCAAACCAGUCAGCACAGGUAUUCCUGGACGUGGUGGAGAACUACCCCACCUGUCUGCGCAUGCUGGUCCUGGCUGAGAACGCCAUCAACCCCGAGCUGCAGCAACAGAUCUCAGACCUGCUCUCUGAGGGAGAGGAGGACGACGACAAAGAGAGCGAGGCCCGAUGCAGCGCUAGCAUCCCCACCAGGGAGAAAACCACCUGGGUCCCCCACAGUAACUCCCACCCCCAGAGGGUCCUGCUGACGUCAGGUCUAGGUGAGAGCCUACUAGCAGAGACUGAGAUGUGAUUCCACAGCCUUCCUACCUUUUUUUUUUAAUACCUCUUUUCCAUUUGCUAGUCUGCACAUAAUUGUGUUAAAGAUCACCUAGUAGCCUGCAACCAAUUACACUUUUUGCAUGACCUGUAGCACUUUUACAUAACACAAUACAUUUUGGAGCAGGCACAAAAUCCUUAAAACCCACACCAAGUGACUUAUAGGCAAUAGUGAAUUAUUUAUUUUAAACAUGCACAGUCUAUUUAUAGUUCCGAUUUUGAAGGUUAUGUAACCAAUACAAGUCUGUAUGCUCUGAUAUGAUAGAUCAACUAUAUAUGAUUGUUGUGAUGGUCUGAUGUCAGAAUAAAUCUGUUUACAUCUUCUUAAAGACGUUU
Molecule: messenger RNA, 2119 nt
Organism: Oncorhynchus tshawytscha (Chinook salmon)
Lineage: Eukaryota; Metazoa; Chordata; Actinopteri; Salmoniformes; Salmonidae
Gene: lrrc73
Product: leucine rich repeat containing 73
Exons: 6
Coding region: 831-1757 (308 amino acids)
Molecular function (GO): protein binding
Source: RefSeq, a predicted model, not a curated record